Messenger RNA from Aspergillus caelatus, 755 nucleotides. Its product is annotated as ribonuclease III domain-containing protein. The coding region runs from base 53 to 520 and encodes 155 amino acids. Gene Ontology annotation, biological process: RNA processing. NCBI's taxonomy places the organism in Eukaryota, Fungi, Ascomycota, Eurotiomycetes, Eurotiales, Aspergillaceae. Gene Ontology annotation, molecular function: ribonuclease III activity. The transcript is spliced from 2 exons. The record is from RefSeq and is a predicted model, not a curated record.
GCAACAUUCACCUUAUGUCCUAGCCAUCACUCACCACCAAACAAACGUCACCAUGACCAGACUUCUUAUCCCAACCGACACCAGAUCCCAACUCAUCGAGAAAAUGAUCGACUACACCUUCACCAACCCCGCAAUCGUCCAUGAAGCCCUCCGCACUCCAGGCUCCAUAGCAAUCCUCACCCCCCAUCGGCUAGACGGACACAAAGACCUCGCCCAGCUGGGUGACGCAGCCUUAUGCCUAGUCCUUACCAAAGACGGAUACCAAGCCCAUGCAACAAGAGAACAAAUCAACGACACCCACAGCGGAAAAGCCAGUAACGCCUUCCUAGCAAGAACUGGCUUACAAAAGGGCCUCGAUCGCUACAUCUACGUCAACCCCUCGCAGGACGGCAUCGUCUCCGGCAAAAUCAUGGCUACAACCGUUGAGGCCAUCUUGGGCGCCGUCUACAUCGACAGUGGGGAGAAUAUCCAAGCUGUGCGAUCCGUUGUGGCGGUAUUGGGUCUCUCCUGGCCUGCAUAGAGCCCUUUAGUCUAUAAUGAGUGGUAAUGUUCUUCAAUAACCCCGCCCCCUUUUUUAAUUAUGAGAGCAUGGGGAACACGCCAUGCAGAUUAAUGUGACUUCAGGUGUACGAAUUACUCACCGCCAGGGCACUUUCUGCAUCCUUGUCGUGGGUUAUCUCUGCAGCUAGGGGACCACUUGCGCGAUCAUCCAGUAGCGAUGACCCCUUCCACACUAACUGAUGAUUAUAGUAUGG